UCCAUCUCUAAGAUCAGUAUGAACAUGAGUCUUUUGCUGGCUUUUUUCACUUCCAUCUCAGUGGCUCUCGGAGGGACCCUUCAGAUCAUUGACUAUGAAGGCCAGUGCUUCAUGUAUUCCACGGAAAAUUUCAACUGCACUGGUGUCUCAGAGCCAUUUGCACCUCUUGAAGGCGCCUUCUGCUCCAGUAAGAAACCCACUGACGAUGAAGAGCAUUUCUAA
Messenger RNA from Penicillium arizonense, 222 nucleotides. RefSeq lists its product as uncharacterized. The record is from RefSeq and is a predicted model, not a curated record. The annotation marks the transcript as partial. The transcript has a single exon. Lineage: Eukaryota; Fungi; Ascomycota; Eurotiomycetes; Eurotiales; Aspergillaceae.